AAAAAAUAAUGUCUAUUCCAAUAAUUGAAGAUUCUGGAACAGGAUAUUUGAAGAUCGGCUUUGCAGGUGAUAACUUUCCAGCUCAUUCUUUCCCAGCUAUGGUAGGAAGACCAACACUUAGAGCAGAUGAACAAUUGGAUGAUGCCAACUUAAAAGAUAUAAUGAUAGGAGAUGAAGCAUAGCCAUAUAGAGGAUUAUUAGAGUUGACUCAUCCCUUAGAAGAAGGAGUGGUGAAAAAUUGGGAUGAUAUGGAAUUAAUUUGGAAUUAUGGGUAUAAGAAAUUAGGCAUUGAUCCAACAGAUUAAACAGUAUUGAUGACAGAAGCUGCAGGAAAUCCAAAAAAAAAUAGGGAGAAGAUGGCAGAAAUUAAGUUUGAGAAAUUCGGAUUUGCUUAAUUAAACGUAGGAAUCCAGGCUUUGCUUCCCCUAUUUGCAGAGGGUUUGAGAACAGCCUUAUUGCUUGAUGCAGGAGAUGGUGUCACACAUUGUAUGCCAGUAUAUGACGGAUUCUGUUUGAAUCAAGGAGCUUAGAGAAUGAAUAUUGCAGGAAGACACGUUACAGAUCAACUAGUCAAACUAUUAUUCCAAAGAGGAUAUGCCUUCAAUUCUUCGGCUGAUUUUGAAUUAGUAAGAGAAAUCAAAGAAGCUUUAUGCUUUGUAAGUUCAGAUAUCAGAAUGGAUACUAAAUUGGCAUAAGAGACAACUUGUCACGAAAGUACAUUCAGACUACCUGAUGGAGGAAAAGUGAAGAUUGGACAAGAAAGAUAUAUGGCUCCAGAGAUUUUGUUUUCUCCAUGGUUGUUAGGCAAAGAUGCACCUGGAUGUGCAGAUAUUGUAUUCAAUGCCAUUUAAAAAUCCCCUAUUGAUUCAAGGAAGACAUUCUAUGAAAACAUUCUCAUAAGUGGAGGUACGACCAUGUUCCCAGGAUUCCCAACUAGAUUAUAGAAUCAAUUGAGAUCAAUCUUUGAAGAAACUGUAUUGAAAGGCAACACUGCAUAUGCUGCUAGUUCUAAGAUCAAAAUUAAAGUCUUGGAUCCUGCCAGAAGAAAAUAUAAUGUGUUCAUUGGUGCUUCUUUCUUGUCAAAUGUAAUGAAGGAUAAGUCCAAUUUCUGGAUCUCCAAGAAAGACUGGUAAGAAUUGGGACCAGAAAGAGCCAUGAUGAAAGUUAUGGAAUCUUUAAUAUGAAAUAAAUAAUUGUAUUGCAAAGUGAUAUUGACAAAUAAUUAUUUCUUAA
Molecule: messenger RNA, 1233 nt
Organism: Paramecium tetraurelia
Lineage: Eukaryota; Ciliophora; Oligohymenophorea; Peniculida; Parameciidae
Exons: 6
Biological process (GO): Arp2/3 complex-mediated actin nucleation
Cellular component (GO): Arp2/3 protein complex; actin cortical patch
Molecular function (GO): actin filament binding
Source: RefSeq, a predicted model, not a curated record